Penicillium olsonii is the source of this 1704-nucleotide messenger RNA. Lineage: Eukaryota; Fungi; Ascomycota; Eurotiomycetes; Eurotiales; Aspergillaceae. The record is from the annotation of a GenBank genome assembly.
AUGACGGUCACCGACCCCAAGCCCACCGAGGUCUCUGAAGCCCCGAUUUCACUGGAUUCUCAGUCCGCAACAGAGGACUCUGACAAGCAGGAUGGUGUGCGAGUCGCGGAAGCAAUCACUGCUUCUUGGUCACGAAGCUCCCUCAUCACUGUCUAUGCCUGUAUGUGGCUGCUAUAUUUUGUCAAUGCCCUUCAAUCGAGCUUGACAUCCAACUUGUCGGCGUAUAUCACGAGUGAGUUCUCAGAGCACUCGCUACUGACAGUGAUCAGCGUCGUCACCAGUGUGAUGGGGGCGGCGUGCCUGAUGCCGAUCGCCAAGGUAUUGAAUAUCUGGGAUCGGACGGUUGGCAUGGUCAUCAUGAUUCUGAUUGCCAUAAUGGGACUGAUCAUGAUGGCCGGUUGCACAAACAUUGCGACCUACUGUGCUGCACAGGCAUUCUACACAGUCGGCCUGACCGGUGUGAUCUUCUGUGUUGACGUCUUGACCUCCGAUACCUCCUCGUUGCGGAAUCGUGGUAUCGCUUUUGCUUUCACCUCGUCGCCUUCCAUGAUCACUGCGUUCGCUGGCUCCCCUUUAUCGAAUCAGUUUCACGAGACAAAUUGGCGAUGGGCAUAUGGGACGAUCUGCAUUAUUCUUCCGAUCAUUGCUUUGCCCUUGAUCGUGACAUGGGAGCUGGCUAAGCGGAAGGCGGAUCGGGAGGGUCGCAUACAGUAUAAGGAGAAGAAUACCCGGACAUGGUGGGAGAGCUUCAGGUUCUAUUUCAUUGAAUUUGACGUCAUUGGCAUCUUCCUCAUGGUCGGCGGUUUGAUCCUUUUCCUAAUCUCGUUCAACAUCGCCGGCAACACAGAAGGCCAAUGGAAAUCCGCCAAAGUCAUCUCCAUGAUGGUCGUUGGCUUCUUCGUCAUAGUCGCCUUCGUCGCCUACGAGCUCUGGGUCGCACAGAAACCUUUCAUUCCGUCCCACCUCCUCGUCAACCGUACCGUCAUCGGCGCUUGCCUUCUCGACAUCACAUAUCAAGUCUCUUACUACUGCUGGGCGACCUACUUCACCUCAUUCCUGCAAGUCGUAUACGGCACCAGCCUGACGCAAGCCGGGUACAUCAGCGCGAUCUUCGACUUCAUGGACCCGGUCUGGCUCAUCGGCUGUGGUUAUCUGAUCCGAGUCACCGGGCGCUUCAAAUGGCUCCUCAUGUGUGCCGUCCCACUCUACCUCCUCGCCUCCGGCCUGAUGAUCUAUUUCCGCUCUCCGGGCCACAGCGUCGGAUACAUGUGCAUGUGUCAGAUCUUCCUGGCCGUCGGCGGUGGAACCCUCAUCCUCAUCGAGCAGGUGUCUGUUCUGGCGGCGUCGAAGCACGAAGACUACGCGGCCAUGUUGGCGUUGCUGAGUACGUUCGGCAAUCUGGGCGGUGCCGUGGGGAAUAGUGUGUCGGGUGCUAUUUGGACGAAUAUUCUCCCGAACAAACUUCAGGAGUUUCUGCCUGCUGAAACGAAGGACUCUUGGUCGGAGAUUUAUGAGUCCCUCGAUAUCCAGCUCAGUUAUCCCUUGGGGUCUGCGACACGAAUUGCCAUUCAGGAUGCAUAUGCGCAUACCCAACGGAUUAUGCUGAUUGCCGCUACUGGUAUCAUGGCAUUGUCGAUUGCGUGGGUGCUGAUGAUGAGGAACAUCAAGGUUUCCAAAGAGCAAAGCUCGCAGGGCCUGUUUUGA